Messenger RNA from Chara braunii, 2111 nucleotides. NCBI's taxonomy places the organism in Eukaryota, Viridiplantae, Streptophyta, Charophyceae, Charales, Characeae. The record is from the annotation of a GenBank genome assembly.
ACUUGAACUGUGUGCAGCGGACACGUUGCAGCCUGAUUCUCCACUCACUUAGGAGGCAGUUGACAUGGAGGGCGAUUUAGGCAGGUUGGAGGGAGGUCGUGGACCUGAUGUGGAGGGCGAUGAUGGGGAGGGUGAUUCAGGUCGUCCUGCACCUGCGCACAGUGUUGGUUCAUGUCAAUCGUCACAGGGGCCGAUCGGGGGUGAUGCAGCUGGACCUGUAGAGGGUGAUUAUCCGGUCCGCAUGGGUAGUAUGUCGUUGAUGUUAGUGUUGCGGGAUCCUUCACCGGUAGCAAACGAGGUUCCAUCACCUUCUGUGGAGGGAGGACGGGGUGUGGUUGAGAAGGGGGAGGGUGGUACAACACAUGACCAUCAUGACCCCAGGGGAGAUCUGGAGGAGGGGCAGAUUACACCGGUUCUGCUCAACCCUGACGCGUUGCAACGUGUGCUAGUGGAGGAUCCGACAAGAAGGGGAUCUGCAAAAUCUCACGGGGUUGGAGCUCGCUCGCCUCCACUUUAUACACCUUUGAACCCUCUGUAUUAUGGCUCUCCUGCGAGCUUGGAGCGUGAGCAGCAACAAUCAGAGUCUGUGAGAGCGGCGACUUCGGGUUUACGCGGGGCCGCGCCUGCGAUCUACACUUCCAGAGAGGACGGUGUGGUGUCUCCUCAGGGAGAGCGACAUCACAGUAGCAUUAACGAGUUAGAGUCUCUUAUUGCUAUGGAGGAGGCACAAUUGAGGGAGUUGCAUGACGAGCUCGAUAAGGAGUGCGUGAGGAUGGCGGCGACACGUACUUCAGAGGCCGACACAAGGGAGGAGUCCAUCAAGCUUGUUAGGUCGGAUACGACUGCCGGAAAGUACGACCGGGGCUCUUGGCGGAUUCUAUCUAUGCGUGGCAUCUCCAUCGCUGUCAGGAUCCCGAUGCAGAUGAAGGCUAUGAUGGGAUCUCUCGAUCCCUCUCCGAAAGGCGGAUGUGGACGCUCCCGUCGUCCUGGUUGCAGCUGGAAUGGAGAAGUGCCUCCUCGCCCUCCUGUUUUGUCCCAAUGUUGGAAACAGUGUGCGCCGUUGGCCAUCGGCCUGCUCAUGGUCUUGAUUGCCGUAUCGGCGGCGGAAUCGAGGAUAUUGAACCCUACGGAGUAUGUGGUGACGGUCGCCAUCAACACUUUGCGCCGCCAGGCGGGCGUGAGCCCUUUGAAUCGCGAGAUUGAGCUGAAUUGUGCGGCAGAUAGGCGGAUCGACACCGUGAGCGCAGCCAACGCAACCUGCCAGCGGAACGACACAGCGGCCCUGGCUGCAGCGGACGAUUGUAAAUUGUUGGGAGACUACAAGGGGGCUGCGGAGCUACUGGAUUGCGGAGGGCAGGAUAAUCCCCUCCAAAUGUUCGUCGGUAAUCAGACCACGCGGACCGUGCUGUUGGAUCCGACUUAUAAGGACGUCGGUAUAGCCAUGCGUAGCACAGAUAGAGGGACAAUCAUGCUGCGUAUGGGGGAUAAUGGAGCCGCUGCUGCUGCCGAGAGACCGACCGUAUUGUGCACGGGUAUCAUGCAAACACGUUUUUACUCUUUGAACGGACAGCCAGCCAACACGAGGAGGGAAGGAAAGAUGAACAAGGGAGAUGGCGUCAUGAAGAGGAGACAUGAAGCAGAAGUAAGCAGCAGCAUGUCCUAUGUCGAAUCUGUCGAUGGAGUCUGGACUCUUUUAUUGUGUUAAGAGAGGGAAAUAACUCGAAUCUUUUCUUUCUUUCCCCUGAAGCUUGUUGGCAUGAUUGAAAGCUUGCGGUUUGUAUCAGUGUAGCUCCCCCCCCUCCGUCUCUUUGGAGAGAAGAGAGCCCAGUGCCAAGGCCGAAUGACAACGAGAAACAGGAACGGGCGUGCCCCUUCUCAACAAGGUGGGGGACUCUUGGGAAUGAGACCGGGCCACGGGCCUAGCUUGAACCCGGGCUGCCCGAAAGUUGAAAUUGUAACAGAGUUUCGUAGAGUCUGCAAACAAACCGUCUUUUCCAUGAUGGCCUAAUUACACCAACUAUCUGCAUAACGACUGCAUAACGAGCAUUCGUUUAUUUCCCUUUCUUCUGCGCUUUUUUUUUUUGCCUAAAUAGUAAAUGACACCCAAAAUU